This is a messenger RNA of Suillus subaureus, 1368 nucleotides long. RefSeq lists its product as uncharacterized. Lineage: Eukaryota; Fungi; Basidiomycota; Agaricomycetes; Boletales; Suillaceae. The coding region runs from base 1 to 1368 and encodes 455 amino acids. The record is from RefSeq and is a predicted model, not a curated record. The transcript is spliced from 9 exons.
AUGACAGCCAUUGAACGCCAAGCUCUGGAAGCUCUCAGAGAUCCCCCAACUUUCUCACUCAACAUUGAUGAGGACUUGGAAGAUUUUAAUUUUGGUGAUGUAUUGGAUGGUACUGAUACACUCCCCAUCAGCAAUGCUGGUGGGGAGUUUGGAGACCUAGCAAGAGGUGUUCUGGGCAAGCUUCCCACUGGCCAACUGCUUGUUAGUGACCAUUAUCUAUCUCAUAACUUUGUCGACCAGUUUGCAUGGGAUAGCCUACAUACUACAGGGGACAAUACAAAAAAAGCAUGGGGUAUCUAUGAUGAAACUGGUAUCUUUGUUGCUGUCUGCCGCCAUGGCUUUUGUUUGCUCAUCACAGACAUGGUGCAGAGUGGGGAGCUUGCAAAAUAUCCUCUAGCUAUUGUUGCCAAGUUGCUAGAUGCAUUUGGUGGUGGUUUGGGUGGCGGUUAUGACAUUGGCUGUCAGUUUCGGACUACUCCGGACAAUAGCUCUCUUGGACCCCUUGUGUGCUCAUUAUGUCAUACAUGCCUGGUUGGCGCAUUUCAUGGACAUGUGCACAAGCGGUUAUGUCAGCUUUUUUCACUGACAACCUAUAUCAAGGGUCUUGGGAUAGAAGAUUUGGAGACUUGCGAGCGGACGUUCUCCAAGUCAAAUGCCCUUGCAUCAGCUCUACAGUAUACUAGUGUGUUCCAUCAUCAACAGGCCAUCGAUUCAUACUUUGAGCAUAACAAUGAGUUUGAAGUAUAUGGCAAUCUUUCAAAUUUCUUGCAUGGAAACUACAAGCAAGCUCUCAAGAUCCUAGAAAACAGCAAGUUUGUCCUACCGAAGGUUAUGCAAGACCUCAGAAUCAAGGACGAGAGCAUUUUUGAACGCUGGCUUGAAGACGAGAAAGCCUACCUUAAGGAUCUAAUGCAAGAGCCUGAGGAAGAGACAAUUCAAAUGGAAUACUGGCAGAGAUUAGUGAAUCUCAGUGCGAGCAGUGUUGCUCUUGACGUGGCAAUGAACUCCUUCACACCCUCUCAGCACAAUACUCUACCAUACAGUGCAGAUCUUGCAAACACACGCAAAGCCAAGACCACACAUUGUCAUGCUCUUGAGGACUAUGAGAGAAAUUUAAGGGCUUUGCAGACACAUUCUGCCACCAUCAGAUCCACCCUCAACACAUACAAUAAGCUUGCCAGUGCGGUGUACCCUCCCUGGCAGAUACUCAAGUGGGAGGAGGUCGUCGAUGCAAUGGAUCUUUAUUUCAAAAUGUGUCGAGCACAUGAGGAGAUUUGUCAUCUAAAUGUCAAGGUUUGCUGCCUGGUUACCUAUAUACAUGAUGAAGACAAGUAUCUGCGGGUGAGUAUCCAUACUCCUUGGCCAUAG